AUGCCCUUAACGAUUCCAAAGUAUGUCCAGUCUCCAUCAGAUUCUUACUCCUUAACGUACGUAAAUGGUCAAUAUUCAGACGGGCCCGUUCGCUAUUCUUCUCGGUUUCUUGGUCCCGCAGAUAGGGCGCAGAUGCACGAACUGGCGUCUCUGCAACAACAAGAGAUCCUUUCAUGUCUUGACUCCUUCCACCGCAUUACGGACUCCUACUGCCAUAGGCUAGAGACGUGGGUACGCGAAAACCCGGCGGAAUAUGAACGGUUCCUAAUAAGGCUUGCUUCGCAGUUCAACCUGUCUGUCGACGAUAGCAGAAUAUACAGUCUUGCGGCCGACUCUGUCUCUCGCCUACCUAGCAUGUACUCUGGAAGUACGCCUAAAGUGGGUAGAAGUAACUACAACAAUCCUCAGUUGCGCCCAACGAGUGGCAAGGCCCUUCGCGAUCCCCAGCGUACCAUUAUUCCUCUACAGGUAAACUCUCCACAACCGAGUAAGUCAGCUCUCGGUUUCCGAACUGGCUCUCGGGCAAGAAGCCCUUCGGGGUACAUAGAGCAAAGGCAUUAUGUUAGCAAGAACCAGCUUGGUACUUCUUCGCCAGAAGGUGUUGUGUCCCUGAGGGUGCACUUUAAGGCCUCAAGCUCUCAUGGAUCUAGGGUCUCGAAAAUCAAAUAA
Giardia duodenalis is the source of this 669-nucleotide messenger RNA. RefSeq lists its product as uncharacterized. Lineage: Eukaryota; Fornicata; Diplomonadida; Hexamitidae. The coding region runs from base 1 to 669 and encodes 222 amino acids. The transcript has a single exon. The record is from RefSeq and is a predicted model, not a curated record.